Molecule: messenger RNA, 11971 nt
Organism: Sorex araneus (European shrew)
Lineage: Eukaryota; Metazoa; Chordata; Mammalia; Eulipotyphla; Soricidae
Gene: SHROOM4
Product: shroom family member 4
Exons: 10
Coding region: 1-4665 (1554 amino acids)
Biological process (GO): actin filament organization
Cellular component (GO): adherens junction; cortical actin cytoskeleton; apical junction complex
Molecular function (GO): actin filament binding
Source: RefSeq, a predicted model, not a curated record
AUGGAGAACCGGCCUGGGUCCUUCCAGUACGUCCCCGUGCAGCUGCAAGGGGGGGCGCCCUGGGGCUUCACCCUGAAGGGGGGUCUGGAGCACUGCGAGCCACUCACCGUGUCUAAGAUUGAAGAUGGAGGCAAGGCAGCCUUAUCUCAGAAGAUGAGGACUGGUGAUGAGCUGGUGAAUAUCAAUGGCACUCCAUUGUAUGGCUCCCGCCAAGAGGCCCUCAUCCUCAUAAAAGGCUCCUUCAGGAUACUCAAGCUGAUUGUCAGGAGGAGAAACGCCCCUGUCAAUAGACCGCACUCAUGGCAUGUGGCCAAGCUGCUGGAGCGAUGCCCUGACGUGGCCACCACCAUGCAUUUUCCUUCUGAAGCCUUCAGCUUGUCCUGGCAUUCAGGCUGCAACACAAGUGACGUGUGUGUGCAGUGGUGUCCACUCUCUCGGCACUGCAGCACUGAGAAAAGCAGCUCCAUUGGCAGCAUGGAGAGCCUGGAGCAACCAGGCCAAGCCACCUAUGAGGGCCACCUCUUGCCUAUUGACCAGAACGUGUACCCCAACCAGCGUGACUCAGCCUACAGCUCCUUCUCUGCCAGCUCAAAUGCCUCUGACUAUGCCCUUUCCCUCAGGCCAGAGGAGCCAGCCUCUACAGACAGCAUCAUGCAAGGCUCAGGGCCAACUAAGGCCCCCAGUGGCAGGCCUAAUGUGACUGAGACUUCAGGAGGUAGCCGGCGCACCAGUGGGGGCCACUUGGCUCCCAACUCCCAGAUGCCAUCUUGCCCACAGGAAGGUCAUCACUUGGGUCUUUCCAAGACUACCAAGGGCCCACCACAGCCUCCAGUGAGGCGGGACAGUCUUCAAGCUUCCAGAACCCAACUCCUUAAUGGAGAUCAGUGCAGGGCUACUGAGCCCAUAGACUCCUUGCAGCAAAAGGAGAAAGCAACUCUAGAAGAUGUGCUCUCCCCAAGGAAUCCUAAUAGUUUUUGCUGUCUCAGUCGGCCAGACCAAGUGACAAAUGAAGGCCAUCUGAACUGUGAACUCAGCCAACCUCCUGAAUCCAGCCAUAAGGUUUCUGAGCAUCUAAUGAUGGAAGCCUCGACUGCAGCUGUUGGAUUCCCCAAAGUAUAUGACCAAACUUCCAGCCUGGACUCCAGUCCAAUCAACAGGGCUUCAGCUGAACUAGCCAAGGCUUCUUUCAGCAGCCUUCCACAUCUCACAGGAGCAACAGGGCAUCGCCACAGUGCCCCAGAGCAGCUACUGGCAACCCACUUGCAGCGAGUACAUCUUGAUUCCCAGGACAGCAAGGGGAUGGAGCUCUCAGCUGCACAGGAUGUGCAUGAGUGGACUCUUUCUCCUUUACAUAGCAGCCACACAGGGAACAAAAGUCCCUGUCCCCCUGAGGAGCAGUUCAUCAACGAGCGAAAGACAAGAGCAGUGGAUGAUAGUUCUUUGGAUUCAGGACGACAGAGCCCAAGCAGUUCCACACAGGGAGAGGUAUAUGGGCACCCUUUGGACAAAGAUUUACAGGAUCAAAACAGAGUAAGCAGAGGAGGCAGUCAAUUGACUAAGCAGCAGCCCUCUGCAUCUGGCUCCCUUGUUCAACAAAUGAUGGAUUGUUCUUCAACCACUAAAGUAGCUGGCAGCAGAGAGACCAUUGAAAAGGAGGACAAUGAACCCAAGGAGUGUGGUCGAAUAGGGGGUAAGCGGGGCCGCUCAAUCCAAAACCGGCGGAAAAGUGAGCGAUUUGCAACCAAUCUGCGUAAUGAAAUUCAGAGACGGAAGGCCCAGCUCCAGAAAAGCAAGAGUCCCUUGCUUUGUGACAGUAAGGAGUCAGUAGAAGAGACUGAGGAGCCACUAGAAGGUCCUCCACUUUCUGCCUCUAAAUCAUCCUUCUUAUCAUCAUGUAAAAAAUCACUUAGCCCUAGAGACAAGACGUUCAACAAGAACAUGAUACUCAGGACUAUGUCUUCAGAGUGCCUCAGCCAAUCACCUGAGAGCCCUGAAUCAAGGAUGAAUUUGGAGGAGCGAAUAAGCCCCUGCCAGAGACCUAGCCAGACCUCAUUGGGUUUGAAUACUCGUUGGAAAGCAUCUGAAAUGUCUUUCUCUGACUCAGAAAAAGUAAAUGAUCACCAGAAAAUUCUUGAAAGUCAUUGGAGAUGGUCUUCAGAGCGCAGUCUUCAGCCACAUACCCCUUCCAUGGCACUCACCAUGGAAGGCCCUGCCAGCCCAGGUGACAAGGAACUGAAGGCUUCUACUGCCCAAACUGUGGAGGAAGCCAUCCUCAUGCCUUUUGCAGACAGAAGGAAGUUUUUUGAAGAAAGCAGCAAAUCCUUAUCUACAUCUCACUUGCCAGAGUUAACCACGCAUAGCAACAAGACUUUUGCCCAGAGACCAAAACAUAUGGACCAAAACUUCCAGCCAAUGAGUGUGAGCUAUAGGGAAUUAAGGCACUUCCCCAUGGACCAAUCAUAUCAUCCCAAAGACCAACCUUAUCAUACUGCAGAACAGUACCAUUCCAUGUCACCCCUUCAGUCAGAAACUCCCACUUACUCAGAAUGUUUUGCCACAAAAGGACAAGAACAAACCAUGUGUUGUAAGCCACUACACUGUGGUGAUUUUGAUUGCCACAGGACCUGUUCUUACUCCUGCAGUGCCCAAGGAGCUGUAAUCCAUGAUUCUUGCAUUUAUUGUUCUGGAGAAAUCUGCCCCGCUUUGAGAAAGAGAAAUGUGCCAAAUUGCUACAACUGCCGGUGCCACCACCACCAAUGUAUCCAAUGUUCAGCUUGGUAUCAUAAUGCCCAGCACAGUACCCUGAAGGAUGACAGCCUUGUACCUGGAAACACUUGGAAAUCCAGGAAACCAACAGUGCAGGAAUUUCCUGGGGACAAAUGGAAACCAAUAACAGGAAACAGGAAGACCAGCCAGUCAGGGAGGGAAAUGGCUCAUUCCAAGGCUAACUUUUUAUGGGCAACCCCCUUCCAUCCUUGCCUUGCACUAGACUUGUCAGGCUGCAGAGCAGUUUCUUCUCUUGACCUCCACGAAGACUUCAAGAACUCCUCAACAAGAACUGAAGGAACUUCCGUUUAUGAGGAGGGGAAUUCAGUGACCCCCAUUCCUCGACCAUUGCGCAGCCGUGCCUUCUCUGAGAGCCAAAUCAGCUUGGAUCCCCUGAGUUCUCAUGCCUGGGCUCAGCGUCAGAGAGAACUUUUUACCAAAGUUGAUGAAAAGCAACCAGGGCCUCAGGGAACGAAAAAGAAGGCCUUUCCUCCCCCUCGCCCUCCUCCUCCAAAUUGGGAGAAGUACAGGCUUUUCCGUGCAGCCCAACAGCAGCAGCAACAGAAGCAGCAGCAGCAGCAGCAGCAGCAGCAGCAGCAGCAGCAGCAGCAACAACAACAACAACAACAACAGCACCCACAAGAGAAGAUAGAAGUGGAGGAGGAGGAAGAAAUGGUAGAGGAUGAGCAGGAAGAAGAGCAAGAGGAGGAAGUGGCAGAAGAGGAGGAGGAGGGAGAAGAGCUGCCACCUCAGUAUUUCAAUUCUGAAACUGCAGGUUCCUGUGCCCAUAAUCCUGAGGAAGUUCAGGAACAACCACCACCCCUGAGUUUUGGACACCUGGAAGUCUCAAGGCAUGCCUCCCCAGGCCUCCCAGCAGAACAAGAAUCUUGUGCUUUACGUUGCAGCAAUUCCUCACCUCCAAUAAGGGGCCAUUUGGGACCUCAAACUGAGAAGGCUCAUGCCCCUCGCUAUUACGGCAUCAGUGGACAUUGGAGAACCUCAGAACAGGAAGCUACUAAGACUCCCACACCAGAAGCAUUGAGGGAAGAAGAGCCCAAACCCAAGUCAACAUGGAGCCAGAGCUACUUCCUUCCUGAGGAACAGUUCUCUUUCAUGGGCUGGGGUUCCAAGAAGCAGUACCCCAGCCCUGCAUACUACAGUGAACCCAAGAUAACAGGACAAGAAUUUCAGCACUUCUCACCCCCUCGUGGGGCACCAGGAAUCCCUACCUCUUACUCAGCAUAUUACAAUAUUUCUGUGGCCAAGGCAGAGCUGCUAAACAAGUUGAAGGACCAACCUGAAAUGGCAGAAAUCAGCCCAGAAGAGGAAGAAGUCGACCAUGAACUAGCUCAGAAAAAGAUACAGCUUAUUGAAAGCAUUGGCAAAAAACUCUCUGUCCUUCGAGAGGCCCAGCGAGGGCUGCUGGAGGACAUCAAUGCCAAUUCAGCUCUUGGAGAGGAGGUGGAGGCCAAUCUAAAAGCUGUCUGCAAAUCUAAUGAGUUUGAAAAAUACCGCUUGUUUAUUGGAGACCUGGACAAAGUGGUCAACCUGUUGCUGUCCCUCUCUGGACGACUGGCCCGGGUAGAGAACGCUCUCAACAGCAUUGAUUCCGAGGCCAACCAGGAAAAGUUGGUGCUGAUAGAGAAGAAGCAACAGCUCACAGGGCAGUUGGCAGAUGCCAAAGAGCUCAAGGAACAUGUGGACCGCCGGGAGAAAUUGGUAUUUGGCAUGGUUUCCCGCUACCUGCCUCAAGACCAGCUCCAAGAUUACCAGCACUUUGUGAAAAUGAAAUCUGCUCUCAUCAUUGAACAGAGAAAGUUGGAAGAGAAGAUCAAGCUCGGGGAAGAGCAGCUCAAAUGUCUCAGGGAGAGCCUACUCCUGGGACCCAGUAAUUUCUAAUCCUACCAGAAUUCAGCUACACUAUCCUUGCCCAGCCACAACAGGGAGUGCUUUCAACAUUGCUUGAAUUUUGCUUCAGGUAGAUAGCUAUUAAUUAUCAGCCAUUACAUUUCCUCUAACAUGGAUAUCUCUCACUACCUAGCAGUGCUCCAAGACAUCCAAAAGACACUGGGGGGAUACUAAGCUUCUACUCUAGCAGCACAAGCAAGAUUCAGAAGCUGUGGCAAGAUAUGUUCAUAGAGCCACAGCCACAGCUUCUAUUCCCACAAUUUGCAUGGGCAAGGCACUGUCAACACACAGAAUCACCAAGUGCCUUCACUCUUAUUUAUACUAGGACCACAAAGACCUCUUUUGCUCACCAUCUACUCACAUCACAGCUUCUCAAAGCUCAGAAAAAUGUUGCCAGGUAACUCCACUCUGCCCCAAGGCUCCUGUCCCAACCAUUUUUCACAGACAUUUAGCUAUCUUGGAGACAUUCAGCUAUACCUGUUUCCAGGCCCUCACCCAAGCUUUGCAGUGGAAAGCAGAGAAGGAGGAAUUAUGUUUAAAAGAAUGUGAGUAAAGUUUGUAAAGCCCCAGAUGCCCUGUUGGAAGCAAAAUUUUGACAUCCCACCUCUUUCCCCAACAUCUUCUUGAAGGUUAAGAGGACUGUCAGUCCAGACUAAUGUGUUCUUCCUCUUGUAUGAGAGCAUUGGGCUUACCACUUUCUGUUUCAUUUACUUUUUAUUGCUGGGGAUUAGAGAUACCUACCCAAGGACUUCAUACUGUAGACCAGUAAUAAUAGCUCUAAUAAAGCAAACUUCUGGGUAAAUGUUUAAUUAUGUAGGGAGAAAGUAGGAUUCUUAUUUUUACAUUGCCGAUGACCUUUAAAUAUUUUUUGCUUUAAAUUUUUAACUAAAACAAUGGCAAGAAGAUGGCAAUUGGAGUUGUAGAUAUAAUUCAGAAGGAAACCAGUUUCUACUAAUCAGCCAAAUUUUUUUUGCCAUAUAAACAAGUGCUGAGGUCUUGAAUUUUCCCACAAAGACAAGUAUCUAAGAAAGGAGUCUUUACCUUGAACUUAGCACUUCUCUGCUAUGGACUGAUCAUAUAAUUCCCUUUAUGUCUGGAUCGCCUUCAGUAUUCAGGAUUCUUUUUUUUUCACUUGAAACCAAAGGCAACUGAAACUGAAAAAGUUUCACCAAUUUCUUUAUCAUCUCAUAUGUGAGGAAUGGGUAGAGGUGAGCUCAGGAAAAUUUCCUCCAUCAAAUCAUUUUCUCUCUAACAAUUGCAUGCUUCGUGUCCUGGAUAAGGGAAAAAACCUCAUGGAAACUAGAAGCUCUUAUGAGAACCACACACCUAGAGCAAACUGUUACUUUGCCAGAGUCUUAGGCACACAAACCAAUCAAUGCUGCUGCUGUUGCCAAGACUCUGGUACCAGUAGCCAGUUUUUAUCUUGGAGAAGUCCUCAGGUGGGUGAUGGCAAGAAAGGAGUUAUAAGCAAACUCUGCUCAUUUUCCAGCUCAAUUUCUUAUUCCUUUCUUUGGGGUCCAUGCUUAGUAUUGCCUAUCCCAUUCCAGCCUGCCUUGGCAUCUCUUCUAGUUACUGCAGAGUUCUUGGGGAAAGGGAGGAAGCCCUUGGAAUUUAACUCUAGCAGCAAGGGUGCUUCAUUCAAGUAAAGAAUUUGCCAAAGAACUUUUCUGCUGCUACAGAUACUGCCUUCAGCUUCCGUUUCCUCUUCAUUGUGUUUGGAAACAAUGGAGGAACCUUGGCCAGCAGGGUGUCCUGAGGGAGACCCUGGAUAUGCUCUUGGUACAUUGCCUACUGUCAGAAGCACUGUUAAAAUAUCAACCUACCAUACCCUCUCAAGUGGAGAAUUCUACUUUAUGUAGGAAAACUGAUGGCUUGUAAAGGUCUAGGCUUACCCAAGCCAAAUGUAAGGAAGGUUAGGGAGUAAUUUGAAUAGAUGCUAUAUGGUUGUCAUUGCCAUCUUUUUCUUUUGAAACUGGAUCUAGGACAAUGAGCAAGUUAAGAUCUCCUGUUAGAAAGAUAAAACUGCUGUAGUUGAUCAUUCUAAGAUUUCGGGAGCUAGAAAUGAUUUGGAGGAAGCAUAAGUCCAAAGAAAAUAACGGUCUCUUAGUUGGAAGCCAUGCUCAUAGUCUGAACUUUUCUUAUCAGCUUUAGUCUGGUUGAAUCUCGUUUAUCACUAAAAUUUCUUCAUUUCACCUCAGAUUAUUCUAUAGUAAGGGAUUAGAACACAGGAAUGUUAAUUUUCUUAAGGAGGAAUAGUAUUCAAAGCACUUAAUAAAAUUAUCCCAAAACCACAUUGAGUAGUGAAAAUUUGCAGAUGUAGGCAAACUGCUAACUAGGCACUGAUAUGGCCUUAUGAGUGAGAGUGUCAUAAAGCAGUCAAAGUUACUUAAGAUGCAAUAUCUCUUCUCCGUUUUCAUCUCUUACACUCAUCCUUACUCCAACAUUUGCCUAGGGUGGCAGUUUGGGAGGCAAAUCAAGAGAUUUUCUCUGAGAACAUUUACUGAUUUUGAAUUCUGCCCUUUCAAAUGAAACACUCAGACAGGCUCCAUUAGGCAAAUAGCACUGUGGUAGGCAUAUAAAAAGGAAUAAGUGAAGGAAUCACUAUCAUGUGUUCCUUCUUACUACCCACCAGAGUUCUGAAUGAUGAGUCUCCUUAGGUUUCACUAGCUUAGACUCAUGUAGGGUAUAAUUGUAAAUGCUCAAAGGGAAUCUAAGAGGAAGACAGACACUAUAAAUAAGCCCUGGAAAGUGAGAGAAUAUAAUCAGAGGGACAGAGAGGGUGAAUAGUUGAAAAGUUGAACCUGGUUGUCAACAGGUUGAGAUUUUCCAACCUGUUUCCCUAACCUGUUUCCAUUCCAUUUUCCAUUUAACCUCGUGUGCAUAAAAGCUGCUCAAGGACACCAGAGCCACAGCCUUAACCCCAGCAUUCCAGGAGGGCUGUGCUGCAUAUUACAGUCCCCAGAUAUAAGAAACUGGGCACGUCUGGCCAAUUUCGUUCAUCUGAAGUUCUCUAACUCCCAACUGCCUUUUCCUAAGGAGUUAUCUAUGCCAAUAAUAUUUCUAUAAUAGUGUAUUAUAUUCUUUGACGAGUAGUAGAUCAUUAGAGGGGGCGGGGUGGGGGACAGUUUCUAUAGAUAAGGAACCAGUGUUUGUUGUACAGCUAUUGGGGACCAUCUAUCCCACAUGAAGUUAUUCUGUUUCUGGAUCUUAUUGUUUCUGAUUUUGUGUCCUCCACCACUCCCUUCUUGGCUGACAUUGAUAUGCCUGCCAGAUUGUCACCAAGGGCCAGACUUUAAUAAAAGGUGCUAAGGACAAAAUACGUAAUAUAUUGAAUAUGUUUUGACUGAGGUGAUAGAAUUUCCCUGAUAGUCUACUGAAAAUUAUUGGAAAUGAAUUUAUUUAUCUGUAGUACAUCAUAGCCAUAUGACCAUAGCCUUAUCUCCAAAUUUUUACCCCGGCCCCUUAGGCAGAGACAUUCAUGCUACACCUUUCAUUGUUCCAAGUAAAAUAAUAUUAGCAUAAGGAAGAAUAAAAAUAAUGUAUACUCUCAGAUAUCUCAGCAGUAAACUGUUUUUCUGUAAAAGCAGUAAACAGUAAACAGUAAACAGCAGUAAACAUUUCCCUGCCUAAAUAAAUUCAGCAAGGUUUCAGGAUAGAAGAUGAAUAUAAAAGCCACUUGUAUUUAUAAAUCCUAACAAUGAACAAACUGAAAAAAAAAACUGGAGAGCUUAUCAGAGAAAAGCCACUUUCUAGAACCCCUCAAAUCUCGAGUUUGAUCUUCUCGAAUUUUCUUACCUCUCCUUAAUAGUCUGUUUUUAUACCUUCAGAUUUAGAAAUCUAUAAAGCAGGUCCUAGAUGAUCAGUCCUCCAAGAUGAUCUCAAGGGUUAGAUUUGAAUGCACUCCAUGCUGCUUCCCUUAUCCUGAAAAAUCUUCCUUCUUUUCAAUCCAUAUGUUAUUAAUGUCCAAUCUGAUCUCCUAUUUUAAAUAUCAAGUGCAGAAGUGUGGAAAGAGCUCAAAUAUGACAUUAGAAUGAUCUGUGUUAAAAUUUGAUCCUAUUAUUUUAUGGUUAUCUGAUUACCUGCUUAAGUUUUGAAUAUAGUAUGUAAAAUGAAAACAAUAACAUAUAUCUUAAAGAGUUGCUGUGACACAAGAAAGAAGCAGAGAAUCACUCUCUAUUGAGAAGUGAUUAGAAAGGCAUAAUCCAAGGCCCCGUUCCAAAUCACAGACAAAAAGCUCUUACCUAUUUUUCAAGGAGCCUCUAGAUUAAGGAGCACUGAAUUUUCACAAAUAUGCUAAGUACUUGAUGAAUAUUAUUUUUCUCCUUGUUUACUCAACUCAUUUAUUGCUAAUCCUAGAUAUUUGUGCUCUUUACAUGAAGGCACAUUUCCCUGCCUAAAUAAAUUCAGCAAAGUUUCAGGAUAGAAGAUGAAUAUAAAAGCCACUUGUAUUUAUAAAUCCUAACAAUGAACAAACUGAAAACAAAAGAAUGAUUUCAUUUUUAAUAUCAGAAAUAAUAAAAUACUUAGGAAUAAAUUUAUCAAAAGUGUAAGAAUUAUACAAUGAAAAUUAUAAAACACUGUUGAGAAUACUAAAGGAGAUCUAAGUCAAUGCAAAAAUAACCUAUGUUCAUUGACUGAAAGAUUAAAAUUGUUAAGAUGACAAAAUUUAUCAAAUAUUUGUAUAGAUUUAAUGCAGUUCUUAGGAGAAUCUAGCUUUUGGCUUCUUUACAUAAUUGAAAAGUCAAACAUAAUAUAUUAGUUUAAAGGGAUCUGGAAUAAUCAAAUUAAUAUUAAACAAGAGCAAAGUUGGAACCAUCAUAUUCUCUAUUUAAAAUUUUACAAUGCUGAAAUAUCUUAGACAGUGUAUUGCACUUACAAAGACAUAUAAAUAAGUGGAAGAAAAAAAUAAAUAAGUGGAAGAGUAAUGGGAGUACAGAAAUAAACCUUCACAUUUAUGGUCAAUUAACUUUCAAUAAGCAUGCCAAUUUUGUAUUGUGCCAAGACAAUACAAUUAAAAUCAUUUUUCAACAAAUGGUGCUAGGACAACUGGAUAUGCACAUAGAAAAUAUUGAAAUUGAUUUUCUUUCUUAAACCGCACACAAAAAUUGAAAUGAACUAUGGAACUGAAUGUGAGUAACAGAGAAGAGUAACAGACAAGCAAGUGAGAUACAUGUUCAAAGGAGAACGCAGGCUUGAAGAGUAAAUGUACCUGAGGCUUUAAGGAAGGUGGUGCUGAAAGUGCGGUACUUGGCAGAAUAGAGUGUGGAAGGUAGGAGAUACUGCUGCUGCCUAGAUAAAAGAAGUUUGACUUACUACCACAUAAAUUACAGGCCAGGCAUGGGGAAGAGCAAGAUUUUGGGGACACACAGUUCUCUAGAUGCCAGUAGAACCCAGAGAAAAGAAGGGUAUAUUCCACUCAGCUUCAUGUUCUAAGUCCUAUAGCUGAUCUUCAAAUGCCUGCAAUUUUUUCAGGCAUCCAUAGCACUCCCUAGUCUCCUGGCCUGGUUAUCAAUGCUAAGCCUCUCCAGCUGCAAGAGUCUAAGCCUAAACUCCCGCCUCACCGCUCAGACUAUCAGAGGGGGAUUUCUAUCUGGACUUAGAGGGAUGCAGUUUUUAGGAUACCAGGGAGCUCAUUCACAGAAUAAAAGGCUCCAUUUGACUGCCUAAGAUGGGAAACAGUAGCUGGAUAAAACUCCCAGCAACUUUAGCAGAUACAGGGGUAGCAGAGUAGCUCUUCUUCCCCUAACCUCGUCCUCCCGAAUGGUGAGAGUAUCAUUGGUAAACCAGUUCAGCUGUAAGACACUCAGGUUACCUGCCUUGUAACUCAUUCUUGGCUGAGAACUGACAGGCUGCUAAAAUUUCUCCUUCUGUAAAAAUCCAGGUAAAUCUAUCUCUAGAGGAAGCUGUGAGGCAGAAGAAAGCUAUGCUGGGUCUUAUGGAAGGAUUUGGGAUCACAAUCAUUGAGCUUAGAGAACAAGUCCUGUUCACUAGAGGAGAAGGUACAGUGAGGAAUUUUAUACCCAGGGUGACCCUCCCCACUAGGGCAGAAUAGCUCCUCUUAAACCUCACAUACUUAAAGUCUGAAAAACAACAACACAUCAGACAAAGAGCUCCUGCUACUGGAAAAACAAAGUAAGUGCCAAAAAGGUUAAAUUCAGUAACAACGAAUGACAAAAUUUUCCAGAAUUCAAUCUUAACAUUGAAAUGCAGAGUCUUCACAAUAAAUUAUAAAUAACUUAUAAAGAAAACCAAUGAGAUACACAGAAAGCAUAAUAAGCAGAAAGACAUAAGAAAACAAAUCCAGGACAGAGGAAGUUCUUGACCAAAGAGAUUGAAGCUACUUAAAUUAUUUUAGUUUUUGGUUUGGGCCUUUACUCCACAGUGCUCAGGGCUUAUGCCUUCCUCUGCCCUCAGGGACCAUUCUUGGUCAGGCUCAGGGAACCAUAUGGGAAACUGGAAAACAAUCCCUUUGGCUGUGUGCAAGGCAAGCACCUUACCUGCUCUGGCCAAGAAGCUAUUAAAAUAUUCUAACAGAUGCUGAAUAUUAAAAACACACUGAAUAAAAUGAAACCUCCAUGGGAAGCCUAAUAAACGUGCUCAGUCUUACAGAGGAAGGAACAAAUAGCAUUUAAAAUAAAAUUUCAAUAAUUGCACAAAUGGAAGAGGAAAGAGAAACAAGAUUUAGAAAAACAUUAGAGAAAUCACACAUUCAUUUAGAAGUAAUAUUAAGAUAAUAAGAAGAUAAACACAGGUAGAAAAGGGAAUAGAGUGCCUACUCAAAGAAGUGAUAACUGAGAAUUUCCCAAACCUAAGAAAAAAACUAACUGCAGAUAUCCGAGAAGCUGUUACAGCAUCUAAAUUUAUAAAUUAAAAAAAUAUUCCACCAACAUGUUCAAUGUCCGUUCCCCUAUCCGACUUACGUCCUGUUCUCAUCAUCUUAACUCCCUCCCCACUUGGUUUCUUUCCUUGCCUGUCCUCAGAUAUAUAAUCUAGGGACUAGGGUAAUCUAUAUAUCCCCCCUUUGAUGCCUUUCAUUCUUUGCCCUAUUAUUCUAAAUACCAAAGAUAAGUGCAAACAUCCAAUUUUGUCUUUCUUCUGACUUAAUUCACUUAAUAUGAUAUCCUCUCAGACACACUGGUAGUUGUAGAGGUGUGGUAUCUUGUCCACAAAACCAGCAAAACUGGAAGCAUGAUGUCCAAAGUUCAACAACAAAACUUAGAAAUGUGCCUGUCAAAGAGGCAAGGGGGGUGGGAGGGAAACUGGGCACAUCGGUGAGGGAAAUUGACACUUAUAAUGG